GUCCCGGUUCCCCUAAGCCUUCACUCUUCAUCACACUUCUACCCUAGUCAAGAACCUCUACUCAAUACCAUUACUUCUUUCUCAUUCCACGUCCAACAACUCAUCAUGAUGCACUACCUCAGUCUCCUCUUCUGCGCGUCCGUUUUUGCUUCCCUCGUACUAGCCAACGGCUAUUUCGAGGAUGGAGGAGAGCCAGCAUUCGCAGUAGAAGAAGCCAAUGCCAGCGUCGCAAGCGUAUGCAAAUACCUCCGAACAUAUCGUGGGGACACAUGGUUCUACAACGCCACCUUAGAAAACCGCACCGCCUGCCGUACCUACUCCAGUUUCGACGAACCCACCCAGAAGACGCUGGACAAUUUGGAUAAAACGUGGUACUACGAAAUCCAUCUCAUCAGCAACCCUAAGAACGGCCAGAAAUAG
Messenger RNA from Mytilinidion resinicola, 420 nucleotides. RefSeq lists its product as uncharacterized. The annotation marks the transcript as partial. The transcript has a single exon. The record is from RefSeq and is a predicted model, not a curated record. Lineage: Eukaryota; Fungi; Ascomycota; Dothideomycetes; Mytilinidiales; Mytilinidiaceae.